AUGAAAAAAAAAAUAUGUGAUCCAGACUUGAGCAAUACCAACGUUUUCCAUUGUGGAAUUCUUUGCAUCAUUUUUCGCAGCAUGAAACCUGGGGAUAUUAUUUUGGACAUCCAAUUGACGGAGAACAAAAAUCAGAGUCCCAAUUUCGCUGAUGCGGCGUAG
Messenger RNA from Plenodomus lingam JN3, 162 nucleotides. The record is from RefSeq and is a predicted model, not a curated record. NCBI's taxonomy places the organism in Eukaryota, Fungi, Ascomycota, Dothideomycetes, Pleosporales, Leptosphaeriaceae.